Molecule: messenger RNA, 1251 nt
Organism: Camelina sativa (false flax)
Lineage: Eukaryota; Viridiplantae; Streptophyta; Magnoliopsida; Brassicales; Brassicaceae
Source: RefSeq, a predicted model, not a curated record
AUGACUAAGGAAAAGAAGCUUUCACCGCGUCGUCCUAAACGGAAGAGGCCCGAUAAGAUGGAGAAACAUCUGCGCACGGGGCUAUUGCAAAAGAGUUCUACAAUUAUUCUGUAUAAUUGUGUUCCUCUUCCCUUAGAAGAGCGUGAUUCGUGUCCUUUUGAAGAUUUAGGUGCUCAAAGUGGAGAUGAUUGUGAUGUGGUUGGCGAUGAAGAUUGUGAUGAUGUUGGGUACGAGGCUGCUGAAGAGGAAGAGGGUAACCAGGAUGAUAGAAACCAAGUCUUUGAAGAAGAAGAUGGAAACCGUGUUGGUGUAGAAGAACUAUUUUGCGAGGACUUCGAAGCAGAGUUUGGAGAGGGUGCGAGAGAAGAGGAAGACGAGACUGAUAACGACAGUGGAGAUGAUAUCUUUGAUGACGAGAAGAUACCUGACCCUUUGUCAGAAAGUGAAGACCAAGAUAAUGGCCAAGGCGAGGAUAAUGAAGACCAUGUAGAAGUCGAAGAUCCUGAAGUGCAGCUCGAGUUGGGGAAAACGUUUAGUUCACCAGAGGAGUUCAAGAUAGUUGUGCUCAGGUAUUCUCUGAAGACUAGAUACGCCAUUAAGCUGUAUAGAUCGCAGUCUUUGAAGAUUGGUGCAAAAUGUGCUAAUACUGAUCCUAAGGUCAAGUGUUUGUGGAGAUGCUACUGCUCUUACAAUAAGAAGAAACACAAGAUGCAAAUAAAGGUAUACGAGAGUAAGCAUGUAUGUGUGAGAUCAGGGUACAAUCACAUGUUAAAGCGAGGAACGAUAGCUUGGUUGUUUGCGGAUAGGUUGAGACAGAAUCCAAAGAUCAGACCGAGAGAGAUGCAAGCAGAGAUUAAGAGAGAAUACAAUCUAGAAGUUAGUGAAGAACAAUGUUCUAAGGCAAAGACAAAAGUGAGGCGAGAAGCAAAGGCUGGUCAUCAAGAGCAUUUCUUACGGAUAUGGGAUUAUCAAGCAGAGAUUAAUAGAUCAAAUCCAGGAACUGUUUUUGUGAUUGCGACUAUUUCUGGUCCGAUAGUUGGGAGCUUACUAAGGUUCUAUCGGUUAUUUGUAUGUUUUAAAUCACAAAGGGAUACUUGGAAGGAGACAUGUAGACCCAUCAUCGGAGUAGAUGGUGCCUUUCUGAAAUGGGACAUCAAGGGAUAUCUCUUGGUUGCUGCUGGAAGAGAUGGAGACAAUAGGAUAGUUCCACUUGCUUGGGCAGUGGUUGAGAUAGAGAAUGAUGACAAUUGA